GGACGACAGAGGGCUUGGCCGUCACGCCGCCUAGGGUGCUCCCUGAAACCGCUGCUGCAGAUCCCCAGCUUUGUGACAAAUGGGUAAGACCAAGCACACCCAGAAGAGCAAGGGCCGCCGCAGCCUCAACCGCCGCCGUCACCCUCUUCCGCACCCAACUUGGGUUCCUCUUUCGCGCCCUGGCACCCAAGUUGGGCGUCUGAGGAGCCAUCUGGCGGCCUGUGGCCUCAGGAUACGCUCUGUGAAGGCCGACUGCAACUGCCUGUUCCGGGCAUUCGCCGACCAAAUCACAGGUGGGCCUCACGGCAGCCGUGUGUCGACACCACAGGGUCAGCUCGUGUGUAUGUGGGUGAGUGCGUCUGUGUGUUUUCAGGUGACCCAGAUGAGCACGUUGAGUUUCGUCAGAAGGCUAUGGACUACGUCGAGGCACAUGCUAGCGAAUUCGAGCCCUUCAUGGAGGUGCGUUCUCGGCCGAAGAACACGCACUGCCACUCUGUCACAUCAGGCACUGACGCAUCGUGUGUGCCGGUUUCUGUCUGUGUGCUGCCAUCCAUCAUCCCUCAGGAUGGUGAGCAGCUCGACGCGUAUGUGAGCCGCAUGCGCCUGGACAGCGAGUGGGGCGGCCAGCAGGCGCUGCAUGCGCUCUGCCACCUGUACCAAGUCAACUGCCUGCUCCACAAGAAGGGCGUGGGGACAUUGCAGUUGGACUUCUUCUCCAAGGAGUACCCCUGUGUUCAGCUCUGCCACGACGCAGGUAUGAUGCAUGGCAGGGCAGGGGAGGCAGUGCAUCAGGUGGCUGAUGCGGUUUUUUGUUUCCUUCCAUUUCGGCUGUCUGUGAAGGUGUCCAUUAUGAUUCCGUGCGUCUGGCGGGCGAGAAAGGCGACGGUCCGCCGAAGAAGCUGACGAUGGCCGAGUUGCUCGACUACAUGGAGACCCGCGAGCACCCUGAGAAGGACCCCACCACCAAGACACACAAGGGCGGGGAGGACAGGAACGCCAUUGUCAAGGAGAAGCUGUCCAAGCAGACGGCCUCUGACGAUGAUGGGCCGCCGUCCAAGAAGCAGAGGCUCGAGGAUCGCGUCAACACCCUUAAGAGCGUGUACUUCCACCCCUGCGAGUCUCUAAAGGACUAUUACAAGCCGCCAGAGACGUUCCAGCCCUCAUUCGGCCACCACUUCUUCGACACGGACCAGGCCAUCAUGGCCGUCGAGGAGGUCGCCCGACACGGGUCCGUCCACAUCUGCUAUAUCCCCGACACAUUCGACGUGUUCGUGAAGGUGGAGGGCGAGAGCCCGUCCUUCCAGGCCUCCCGCGAGCGCGUCAUGGAAUGCCUGACCAAGGUGGACUUCCCGGGCGGCUUCUGCCCUUCAGAGCACGACUUCAUCGUCAAGCUCGAGUGCCGGGCGACCCGUGGGUGGCAAUUCCAGCCGCCUGGGGAGCAUGUGGGGGUGUUGAGGCCCACGGCGGGUGCGGGGGACGAGCAGAUCGAGAUCGAGGUCAGACGGUGCACGUUUGACGAGAGCGAGUUCAAGCCGCUGCACCGGCGGAUGGAGUGGUUCCUGCACUGGUUCAUCGAGGGCAUGUCGGAGAUCGACCAGGACGAGCGCUGGCACGUCUACCUCGCGUACAAGCGGCCCCUGGCGUCGCCCGGCAGCGUUGUCUACAGGCGCAAGCUGAGACCCCGUGCGUCAAGCGGGCGGCCGGGGUGUCUGAGCCUGUGUGGGUAUGUCACCACCUACACAUUCUGGAGCCGGUCGAUGUUGGGCAGCCGCAGCCGGCUCUCGCAGUUCCUCAUCUUCCCGCACUACCAUAGAAAAGGUCAGUGCGAUGCACUGCACGCAGACGGGGAUGGGAGAGCGGCACUCACUGUGCUGUGCUGUGUGUUGUGUUGUGUUGUGUGUUGUGUGUUGUGUGUGCAGGAAUUGGUAGGAAGUUGUAUCAGCUGAUCUAUCAGCAGAACCUGGACGAUGCCGAUGUCAAGGAGGUAACACCAACCCACAGAGCGCAACACCACCACACCAUGAGACACGUCUUUCCCCCUCCCCCUCCCUCCCCGCCCCCUCCCUCUGUGUGUGUGAUCCAUCCAUCCACCAGAUGGCUGUCGAAGACCCUGCCCCGGCGUUCGUCCAGCUGCGUGACGUGGUGACGGUCAAGGUAGCCAUCGAUCGCAACGCCGUGUCCCCCCUCGCACUCUACCCCCCACCCCCAGGGGCAGAGGUACCCAGCUCGGCAUCAGCGGCCGUCCCGGCCAGCAGCGGCCUGGGCCUUACCAACGGCCAGUCCCAGCCCGAGCUCCCCCUAGACCGGACGCGCAACCGCACCCGCGCCCUCCACAAAGCCGUCAACGACGCGGGGGUGUCGAGCGGCGGGAUUGGUGCAGCAUCGUCGGCAGCCGCAGACGCGUCGGCGAGUGCGGCGUCUGGUGGCAUGUCCCGCCGGAGCCAGAAGCGCCGGCGGAGUGUGGGGGAUGGCAUGGACAUCGACAGCGGUGUGUCGGCGGUGGCUGCCAGGGACGUGGGUAUGAGCACCAGGAGCAGGGCGAGGGGCAGGGAUGGCGGCGGGGCCAGUAGCAGUAGUGCAGCAGCAGCAGCAGCAGCCGCCGCUGAGGGUGGUGGUGGUGGGAGCCAUCCAUCCACGGUGCAGAAGACGGUGAAUCCGGAUGCGGGCAUCCCGACCAUCGACUGCCUCGUCGCCAACCUCAAGGAAACCAAACCUCAAGCCACACGGUCGGUCGACACAGACACAGACACAGACACCUACCUUUCACACACACUAUCCUCCCCUCCCUCCCUGCCUCCUGGCUGCGCAUAUCGUUGGCUGGCAUCUGUCAAUCAGGAUGACGGAGCUGCUGCAGCUCGCCCGUCUGCUACCGCUCGACCUGCCGGAAGAGAUCCCGCCGGCCUACCUGGCUCCCGGCACCGCCUACCGCCGUAGUGUCGAGCAGCGGCUGCGCAAGGACAUCAAGGAGCCCCAUAUCGUCUCGACCGACGAGGUGAGUGAGUGACGGAGGGCGGUCAGCCAGGCAGACAGGCAGACGAGCAGGGAGACGGGCAGUUAGGUUGGGAGGAAGGCAUUAGUCAUGGCCGCCGUAGAACAGUAGCACGGCAGCUGUGUGUGUGGUCACUGUCUGCACUGUUUCCCCUCUGCUGCUGUGCUGUGUGUUCGAGUAGGAGGAUUUCGACUUCUUCAAAGUGUGCCACACUAAACACUCGGUACGGCACACACACCCAGACACACACAUACAACACGACACGGCACACGCACACCACGUUCUUACAUCGAGAGUAGGAGAUGCGAUGCGAUGCGAUGCGUGUAGAUAUACACACGAACCGUCUAUGUAGAGCGUUUUUGUCGCCCAUGCAUUCCACCCAUCCCAUUACAUACAGACAUGAUGGACGGAAGGACAGACAGCCUCAGCUGCUGGGCUCACUCGUCAUUGUGUGGCGCUGUGGGUGGUUGGUGUGUGUGUGUGUGUCGCAGAUGGACAAGGCCGCCCUUCAGGACGAGUAUGAGAAACUCGUCACGUCUUACUUCAAGUAUGUCCAUCAGACACACGCAUGCACACACACACAGACGGGGAUGCCACAUCUCAUCCGUGUGAUCUCUGUCCGUUGUGUGAUGGGUGCAGGUCCAUCGUGAAGCUGCGCCAGAUCUUCCCGCCGCCCCCACACAUCAAGGCCGCCGGCAGCAACAAGAAGGCCGCGGCCACUGAGCUCAACGGGGGAGGGCCAGCCGAGAACACGCGCAGCAAAAGACGCAAAUUGGGCUGAUCAAGGAGGGGGAAGACGGCAGUGCAGCGGCGGGCAGGAGGAAGGACAGCUCAUCACCUUUGGCAAGGGGUGGGGGUAUGUAUCGCUUACGAGAGGGGUGCGUCUCGUGUGAGCUCUCUGGAGUCAGACAGCGACAAGGAAGGGGGGGGACCUCCCCCUGCAUGCUCGCGCGAGCGGCGGGGGUCGGGCCGCAUCUUCAUCGAGUCAGACGACGACAAGUGACCAUAGCACGGGACGGACAGGCAUGCGGGCAUUUUUAGCAUGUCUGAGUCUGUCUGUUGUUGGGAGGGAGGGAGGGAGGGAGGGAGCGGUAUAUAGCAUAUGUGGCAUAUACAUACGUACCAACGUACGUACGUAGGGGCCGCGUCGUGCCAUGCCGUUGCGUCAGUCAUCUGCCGUGCCGUGGGCCAUGUGUGUCUGUGUGUGAGCGUAUGGUGUCGGUUGUGUGUUUUGUGUUAAUGAGUGAUUGAGUGCCAAACGGGUGUGAGUGUCCGUCCGGCCGCUAUUUGUGGUUAAGGAGAGAGGUGAGUCAAGGUCGUCUGUCCGUCCGUCUGGAUGCGUGUAUGUAUGCCUGCCUGUCUGUCCGUCUGGCUGCCCGUUCAUUCAUCAUCCAUCCACACUCACUCCAUCACUCGAUCACUGUAUCCACGGCUGGCCAGCAGACCAGUUGGCUGGCCGGUCGUCUUUCUGUCUGUCUGUCUGUCUGUAUGUAUACGUCUGGCUGUGUCUGUCGCGACUUCCCCGAGAGCGGUGGGGAAGGUAGCGGCGGCCCAGCUUGCCUACCUGCCUAACGCUGACUCACUCAAUGAAUGACUUACUGACGUGACGACUUUUUCAGUCUGGUGGAACGGCAUGGCAUGGCGUGGCAUGGCAUGGCUCCAAGUAUUUCCAAUCCGCCGUUGUGAGCCUUGCCCGUGUGUCGGCCGCCACGCCAGCCCUUUCUGUCUGUGAGCGGGCGGGCCGUUGCGAUGAUGCGGGAAGGGCCACAGCGCACCUACUGACAGCCACACGGGGGCAGUUUUUUGUCCCAUGCUCUCGGUGCGUCCAACGAACACUCCCCCUGUUUGCACAUCACAUUCAUGUGUUGGUUUACGCAUGGCAUGUGCGGGGGGACUCACGCACCAUCGAAAGAGCAGAGCAGAGGAAGAGCGCUUGUUCGUUCCAACUCUUUUAAGCGGGGGGCAGGGCAGGGCAGGGCAGGGCAGGGCUGGCGGGAGAGGGAGAGGGGCGGGGCGGGGAGGGGUGUUGAGGGGCGUCAAUGGUUGCAUUGCGUACCUGCAUACGUGUGCAUGGUUGGGUGAGUGAGAGUGAGGUAAUUGAUGUGAUGUAUCGGUGGCUGGCUGGACUCUUGAUUGAGAGAGAGAGAUGAUUGAGAGAGAGAUGAUGUGCCUUUUAAGAAAGCUGAUAGCUAGCGUGUAUGUGAUAUAUAGGACAAUUUGUUCAUUCGAGCUAGCCAACGAGCUAGCUAGAUAGACAGAUCAGACACCGAACUGAGACCGACAGCGUGCGUGCUUGUCUCUCCUGAUUAAUGGCAUGCCCAGCCCAGCCGAGUGUCUUGCCUUUUUGUGCGGCCCGUCCGUCCGUCCGAUGACCUGACUGACCUGACAGUUUAGGUGUGCGAUGAGUAGAUAGAUAGUGUACGUACUUGUGCACUGACCCGCAGAGCAG
Vitrella brassicaformis is the source of this 5438-nucleotide messenger RNA. The record is from the annotation of a GenBank genome assembly. Lineage: Eukaryota; Vitrellaceae.